Athalia rosae (coleseed sawfly) is the source of this 1075-nucleotide messenger RNA. RefSeq lists its product as uncharacterized. Bases 386 to 856 code for a protein of 156 amino acids. The record is from RefSeq and is a predicted model, not a curated record. NCBI's taxonomy places the organism in Eukaryota, Metazoa, Arthropoda, Insecta, Hymenoptera, Athaliidae. The transcript has 4 exons.
GCUCCGGAGAUAUUUUUUUCCAGGUAUUCUUCUUGAACUUUCAAUCUCCUGUACUCCCGCAGUCGAUCAGCCAUCUUCUUAUUUGUUACAUUAAACUAUGGGGGACUAGAUUGAACUUAAGUUACAACGUUACCUGGCAACGAAAGCCAACACCUGACAAGCAACAGGUGCUAAAAGGGAAAACCCACGCAACAGGAAAACUUCCCAAUUUUAUGAUCAGCGUGAUAUCUGUCCAGUGAAAAUAACUAUGAAAUAAUUGAACGCGAUGUGAUUCUGUGGUGUUCAAUUCAGACGCAAAAUGAAUUGACAGAUUUUAAUUGCCUUGAUUUAUUAAUUGACCAAUAAAAUUGUAAAUUAUCUGCUUCUUCACAUCGAUACGAACGAUAUGGAGUUGGAAGAGGAAAAGGCUAGUCUAAAUUACGACUGCAACUACAAUUUAUUUCUCGCCAAGAGGCUGAUAGCCGACAUGAGACACAUGCGAGAUCGUCAACGCGUCAUCAAGUGGCUUCGGUAUCUGAUGUCGUCGAACAAAUCCAUUCAGGAAAUGCAGUUAAGGAACGAUUUUAUGUAUUACCUCGUACUUCAUCUCCAGGAAGGGACACUCAGACCUCCUUUUGACGCGGAACCUCCGGCGGUUGGAAGUCUCGUCGAUAUCGCAGGACUCAUUCCAGGAAGAAUCGACAACACUGAAAAUCCCGAGGAGAUCAUAGCUUCGCUCGAAGAACCGGGUGGAGAUAAUCCAAUGGUUAUGAAAAUGUCUCCAGACGGUGGCGCGUUCCUCGCGGCUCAGCCUGUCCCUCAUCAAGGAUCAUUUUGCUACCUCGCCAUAACUACUAAAAAGGACGAGAUCCGAUAAACGAUCGGAUUAUCAAUUUUUUUCUAUAUCGCCUCGUUUAUUUAGAAAACGAUAAAUAUUUUGUACGCCAAUAUUACGACUGCCGAACGUGGGUUAUAGUUCUAGGAGACGAGGUUCGUAAUUUUAUUUCCGGUAUCCGAAGGCUGAUGGAUAUGGGAGAUGGGAUGUUCACCAAGUUCGUUUUUACGGUGCAGCAGAAGGGGAAGGGAUAAAUUUGAC